AUGCCUCCCCUUUGUCGCCUUCUAGUCUCCGUCAAGCGUGUCGUUGACUAUUCCGUCAAGGUACGCGUCAAGUCUGACCGCUCCUCUGUCGAAACCAACAAUGUCAAAAUGAGCCUCAACCCCUUUGACGAGGUUUCUAUGGAACUCGCCGUCCAGCUCAAGGAGAAGAACCUCGUCAACGAAGUUGUUGCUGUCACUGUCGGACCCCCUCCCUGCCAGGAAACCCUUCGGCAUGCCCUUGCCUUUGGUGCGGAUCGAGGCGUUCAUAUAGAGACGGAAGACACUGAGACCGAACCUCUCAUGGUCGCUAAGCUCUUGCAAAAGCUCGUCCUCAAAGAGCAACCAGACCUUGUUGCUUUGGGCAAACAGGCCAUAGAUGACGACUGUCACCAAACAGGCCAAAUACUAGCCGGACUUCUUAAUUGGCCUCAGGCCACAUGUCUCUCUCAGCUCGAGAUCAUAGAUCAAUCUCGCCAGCUUAGAGUGACACGAGAAAUUGACUCCGGGUUAGAGACCCUCAGAAUCCCGCUUCCUGCAGUGGUAACCACUGACCUCAGACUGAAUGCCCCGCGAUUUUUGGCUAUCCAAAAUAUCAUGAAAGCCAGAAAAAAGCCCAUCGAAAAGCUCAAACCUGAGGAUCUGGGGCUUACUGUCGAGCGACGCAUCAAGAAUUUGCGCUUCGAGGAGCCACCCGUUCGAAAGGCUGGAAUUCGAGUGACCAGUGUCGAAGAACUGGUAAAACAUUUGAAGAAAGAUGGUGUCAUUUGA
This is a messenger RNA of Schistocerca gregaria, 768 nucleotides long. Its product is annotated as electron transfer flavoprotein subunit beta-like. NCBI's taxonomy places the organism in Eukaryota, Metazoa, Arthropoda, Insecta, Orthoptera, Acrididae. Gene Ontology annotation, molecular function: electron transfer activity. The coding region runs from base 1 to 768 and encodes 255 amino acids. Gene Ontology annotation, cellular component: cytosol. The record is from RefSeq and is a predicted model, not a curated record. The transcript is spliced from 3 exons.